GAAGAAGAGGCGUUAAGAGCGGUAAAAAUGGCUCUAAAAAUGAAAAAUGCCGAAAAGUACUCAAAAGCUGAAAAAUUGUUUGAUCAUGCUAUAUCAUUACAGUCAAAGAACCCAGAUGUCUUAACCCACUAUGGAGAGUUUCUUGAAGAAAACAGAAACGACGUUGUGAAAGCAGACCAUUUUUAUGUGAAAGCGCUUAAUAUUUUCCCUGACCAUUGCCGCGCUCUAAGUAACAGGAAACGCACUCUACCGAUUGUAAGGGACUUGGAUGAGAAAGAACUACUUAAUAUCGACAAGAAGAGAAAUAGAUUGUUCAACAUGAACCACAGCAGCCCAGCGGUGAAAGAAGUAAAACAGGAAUUAUAUUUCCACCACAUCCACCACACCGUCGCUUUGGAAGGAAAUACAAUGACGCUGAGCGAAACGCGUUACGUGGUGGAGACAAAAAUGCCUGUGAUUGGGAAAAGUAUAAUGGAACAUAACGAGGUUUUGGGGCUGGAACUUGCUUUAAGGUACAUCAACAAAUCUCUUAUGAGUCAAGAUUCGGCAAUAACUGUUGCAGAAAUAAAGCAAAUGCAUAAAAGGAUUAUGGGUUAUGUGGAUCCUGUAGGGGCUGGAUUAUUUCGACUGGGACAAGUUUUUGUGGGAGAACAUGUUCCACCCCCUGCAUCUGAAGUCGAGGAGCUGAUGGAACGUUUUGUUGAGUGGCUUCGUUCAGAAAGUGCUGCCAUGUUGCAUCCCAUACAGCUGGCAGCGUUGGCUCAUUAUAAGUUGGUCAAUAUCCACCCUUUUGUUGACGGCAAUGGAAGGACUGCUAGGUUGCUGAUGAAUUUGAUCUUGAUGCGAUCUGGUUACCCGCCGGUAAUAAUUUUGAAGCAAGAUAGAUCUCGAUAUUACGAAUAUUUGCAACUUGCCAAUGAUGGUGAUAUGCGACCUUUUGUCCGUUUUAUUGCCAGUUGUGCUGAUUGUACUCUAAAUAUAUUCCUGUAUGCUAACGAAUAUGGCUCUGUCUGCUUGAAAGCUCUAGAAUCUGCAUCAGAAAGCGGUAGAAGUAUAGCACUGUGA
Messenger RNA from Uloborus diversus, 1065 nucleotides. Its product is annotated as protein adenylyltransferase Fic-like. The record is from RefSeq and is a predicted model, not a curated record. NCBI's taxonomy places the organism in Eukaryota, Metazoa, Arthropoda, Arachnida, Araneae, Uloboridae. The transcript has a single exon. Bases 28 to 1065 code for a protein of 345 amino acids. Gene Ontology annotation, molecular function: protein binding.